AUGUCGCGGAUUGAAAAACUGUCCAUCUCCGGCGUCCGGUCAUUCAGCCCGGCCUGCCGUGAAGCCAUCCAGUUCAACACCCCACUGACCCUCAUCGUCGGCUACAAUGGUUCCGGAAAGACAACCAUCAUCGAAUGUCUCAAAUAUGCGACAACUGGCGAGCUUCCUCCCAACAGCAAGGGCGGCGCAUUUAUUCAUGACCCAAAGCUGUGCGGUGAAAAAGAGGUCUUGGCACAGGUCAAACUUCAGUUCCGAUCCAUCAACGACCGCCAACAUGUCGCCACCAGAAGUUUGCAGUUGACCGUGAAGAAAACAACACGCUCGCAAAAGACGCUCGAUUGCUCCCUCGUCGUGCUCAAUAACGGCGAGAAGACCACCACGUCGACCAGACAAGCCCAGCUCGACGAAAUGAUCCCGGAGCGACUUGGCGUCUCGCCCGCUAUUCUCGAUGCAGUAAUCUUUUGCCAUCAAGACGAGUCUUUGUGGCCUCUGAGCGAGCCCUCCGUCCUAAAGAAGCGAUUCGACGAAAUAUUCGAAGCCUUGAAAUAUACAAAAGCCAUCGAAAAUCUCAAAGUUCUUCGUAAAAAGCAAGUCGAGGAGCUCGGCAAGCUUCAAAAUGACGAGUUCCAUAACAAGGGCAACAAAGAUCGGGGUGACCGUGCUGAGAAGCGCAUGACCGGUCUCCAAGCGGAGAUUGAGGCUGCUCGCGAAAAGUGCGAGGCCAUCACUGCCCAUAUGCAAGAGACGCAAGAUAAAAUUAAACAGAAGCACGAGCAAGCAAACAGCUUUUUGCAAAUUGUGCAAAAUCUAGGCAACAAACGCGAACAGCUCGACUACCGACAAGAUGCCGUCGACGAGCUACGGCAGACUAUCGACGAGCUUCCCGAGGACGACAGAUCACUCGAACGCCAGCUUGUACAGUACGAAGAAAGUAUGCGCCGUCAAAGCGAAGAGGCGCAACGGAACAAGACACAAUACGGCGAUCUCCAGCAAGAUCUUGUCAAGUCUCGCAAAAGUCUUUCCACCAAGCUUGCCGAGCAGGGCAAGCACCAGUCAGAUAAGGAAAAGCACGAGCGCCAGCUGAAGAUGCGCAUGGAAAUGGUGCAAGAGGCUGCUCAGCAUCAUGGAUUCCGGGGUUACGAGGACGAUUUGACCGACGCGCUCAUCAAGCAGUUCAACGACAAGAUUCAAAAGCUUUUCGCCGAGAAAAAGCGAGAGUUGGAGCGUCUGCAAAAAGAAAAUGCGGCUGAGCUUGACAAAGCAUCCGCGACUAUUUCAGAGUUCGAAGGGCAGAAGGCUGCUAGGACUCAGGAUCGAGUGUCUGCCAAGCAACGACAAGGCGCAAUCGAAAAGAGAACAAUAGUACUGCAAAACGAAGCUUCGUCAAUUGAUGUCGACGAAGGUCUGAAGGCUAUUCUUGAUGGUCAGCUGGGAGAGCUGGAAAGCAAAUUUUCGCAAGUUCAUCGAGAAUUCGAGACAGCAGCGUGGGACAACCAAAUUUCCGAUGAAAACGCAAAGCUUUGGCAGCUCGAGAGUGAAAGUGAGAAACUGGGGAGAGAACUGAUCGAAUGCACCCGCCUCGCGUCAGAACGAGCCCAGCUGGACUUUCGAAGGAAGGAGCUUUCUGACCGCAAACUUAAGCUCACUUCGCUAACCGAGACUUGGAGAUCGAAGCUGGACAAAGUCAUUGGCGGCGACUGGUCUCCGGAGGACUUAGAGGCCAAGUUCCAAGCUCUACUCGCAGCUCAGAACAAAGCACUCCAAGAAGCUCGCCAGCAACAGGAACAGACCCGCCAGAAGCAAGCAAGGGUAGACUUCAAGCUCAAGACGGUCAAGGAGACCUGCGAACAGAAGCAAACAGAUCAAAUCGAGUGCAAGAAGAAAGUCCUUCAGGCACUGCAGAAUGUACGGGAUUCAGCCGUAAUAGAAGACUACACGGAAGAGGUCUCAGCAACAGAGCAGCAGAUAGAGACCUUGCGAGAUGAUCUCAGCCUCAUUGAUGCCCUCAAAGACUACUAUACCAAAUGCAAGCGGGCACUUGAUGCAAAGAAGACGUGUCUCCUUUGUGAUCGGCACUUUGACGACAGCCAGGCUGCUAGCAUCGACCGACUACGCGUCAAGAUCGACCGACACUUGAACUCCAAAACAAAAAUAGAAGCCGAGCAAGAUCUCAGUGAGGCCUCUUCUACGCUGCAGUCACUGGUGGCCGUACGAAGCCAGUAUGAUACAUAUGAAAGAUUGGGCAAGGAGCUUCCUGGGCUGCGUGAUGAGCGCAAGUCAAUCGAAGCCGAUCACGAAUCAACCGAGAGACUGCUUGAAGAGCACGAUGCUGUUGUUGCUGCCGAGGAAGACAAGAAGCGAGACAUGAACGACAUGUCAAAGACUGUCAGCAAUAUUACCCAGACACUACGGGAGAUCAAAGACUCUGAAGGUCAGGUUGAGCGCAUUGCUUCCCAACAGCAAUCUGUUGGCACUGGCCGCAGUGCCGAUGAGAUUCAUGAUCUCCAAGGUACUGUUUCAGAGCAGAUGCGUGCUUCUAAAAAUCGAGUUGCAAAACUGUCAAAUGACCGGCAGCGGGCUCGGGAUCAGAUUAGCACACUUGAGUUGGAAAAGAGCGAACUACGCAACAAGAUUAGCCUCACUCUAGGACAACUUGAUAAAAAGCAAGAUUUGCUAGGCCAAAUACAAAGUCUCAAAGAGGAGCAGACCCACCAGCGCGAAGCUAUCCAGCGCGCCGAUGAGGAACUGGAGAAGGUUGAGCCGCGAAUCACGGAAGCGCGCUCCAUUCGCGACGAGACUUUGAAGCGCGGAAGAGCCAAAGAGCAGGUGGUUACCGAGAGCCGGGAUUCUGUCGCCACUUCUAUCAAUGAGAUCAAAAUGAUCGAAUCUGACAUUCGAGACUAUGAAGACCGUGGUGGUGCCUCCAAUUUGGCUUCAAACCAGAGGGCCAUUGCCACUCUGGAGCAGAAUAUCACAACGACGGAGACGGAGAUUUCGGAGCUGACGCAACGGACAAACAAGCUGAAGCAAGACAUUGACAAUGGUGAUCGCACAAAGAAGAACAUAAAUGACAAUCUCAACUAUCGCAAACACUUGAGAAUGCUCGAGACUUUGCGAGGAGAGAUCAAUGAGCUGGAAGAUCGGAAUGCUCACGAAGACUACGAGCGUUUGCAAGGCGAAGCACGUGCACUCGAAAACCAGUCCAACAGGCUCUUUGCUGAACGAGGCUCCGUCAUGGGGUCGAUGAAGACCAAAGAUGAGGAUCUAGAUCGGCUUCUCAAGGAGUGGGAGAUGGACUACAAGGAUGCCAAGCAAAAGUACCGCGAGUCGCAUAUCCGCGUGGAGACGACCAAGGCCGCGAUCGAAGACCUCGCGCAGUGCGGCGCGGCUGUGGAUAAGGCCGUGAUGCAGUUCCACGCGAUGAAGAUGGCCGAGGUGAACCGCAUCGCGGGGGAGCUGUGGCAGAGCACGUAUCAGGGCACCGACAUUGACACGAUCCUGAUCCGCUCCGACAAUGAGGGCACGACCGGCCGGCGCAACUACAACUACCGGCUGUGCAUGGUCAAGCAAGACGCCGAGAUGGACAUGCGCGGGCGCUGCUCGGCCGGCCAAAAGGUGCUAGCGAGCAUCAUUGUGCGCCUCGCACUGGCCGAGUCGUUUGGCGUCAACUGCGGCCUCAUCGCCCUCGACGAGCCCACGACCAACCUCGACCGCGACAACAUCAAGAGCCUCGCCGAGAGCCUGCACAAUAUCAUCCGCACCCGCCAGGCCCAGAGCAACUUUCAGCUCAUCGUCAUCACCCACGACGAGGACUUUCUGCGGCACAUGCGCUGCAGCGACUUUUGCGACAGCUUCUUCCGCGUCAAGCGCGACGACAAGCAGAAUAGCGUCAUCUCGCGUGAGAGCAUCACCAAGAUUUUCUAG
Cordyceps militaris CM01 is the source of this 3924-nucleotide messenger RNA. Its product is annotated as Recombination/repair protein Rad50. Gene Ontology annotation, biological process: telomere maintenance via recombination; telomere maintenance via telomerase; double-strand break repair. The record is from RefSeq and is a predicted model, not a curated record. Gene Ontology annotation, cellular component: Mre11 complex; condensed nuclear chromosome; nucleus. Bases 1 to 3924 code for a protein of 1307 amino acids. The transcript has 2 exons. Gene Ontology annotation, molecular function: single-stranded telomeric DNA binding; double-stranded telomeric DNA binding; ATP hydrolysis activity. NCBI's taxonomy places the organism in Eukaryota, Fungi, Ascomycota, Sordariomycetes, Hypocreales, Cordycipitaceae.